Pistacia vera is the source of this 1486-nucleotide messenger RNA. Its product is annotated as metacaspase-1. Gene Ontology annotation, biological process: proteolysis. NCBI's taxonomy places the organism in Eukaryota, Viridiplantae, Streptophyta, Magnoliopsida, Sapindales, Anacardiaceae. The transcript has 5 exons. The record is from RefSeq and is a predicted model, not a curated record. Gene Ontology annotation, molecular function: cysteine-type endopeptidase activity. The coding region runs from base 163 to 1272 and encodes 369 amino acids.
CACCCUUCUUUACAAUCUACCUUUGAGUUUAGGUUUGACUUUCAACACCCACUAUAUAUACCUCUACCCUUCUUGAUCUCCGUAAAACGCUUUCUUCAUAAUUGUUUCCUCAAAUCACGAAAUUCACAUCCAAACCAAACCAAACGCACAACCACCACCACAAUGUUGAUGCUCGUGAACUGUACCAACUGCCAGACGCCGUUACAGCUGCCUCCUGGGGCCCAGUCAAUCCGUUGCGCCAUCUGCCACGCUGUCACCCGCAUCGCCGACCCUCGAUCACUUCCUGCAGCCGGAUCAUCCCACUCCGCCAACAAUUCCCUACACCAACCAUAUCCUCCUCCGCAGUCUUCCGCCGGCACUCCUUCUCCUUACAACCACGCGCCUCCCGGAGCGCCGCCCCAAGUGCAUGGCCGUAAAAGAGCGUUGAUCGUCGGCGUGUCGUAUAGGAACUCAAGGCACGAGCUCAAGGGCUGCAUUAAUGACGCCAAGUGUAUGAAGUACAUGUUGAUUAACCGAUUUAAGUUCCCCGAGUCCUCAAUUGUUAUGCUUACUGAAGAAGAAAUGGAUCCCUACAAGCGCCCUACUAAAUAUAACAUGAGAAUGGCGCUGUAUUGGCUUGUGCAAGGAUGUCAACCUGGUGAUUCACUGGUGUUCCAUUAUUCUGGUCAUGGUUCACAGCAGAGGAACUACACUGGUGAAGAGGUUGAUGGAUAUGAUGAAACUCUUUGUCCUGUGGAUUUUGAAACCCAAGGAAUGAUUAUCGAUGAUGAGAUUAAUGCAACUAUUGUGAAGCCACUUCCUCGAGGGGCCAAGCUCCAUGCAAUUGUAGAUGCUUGCCAUAGUGGAACCGUGUUAGAUUUACCAUUUCUCUGUAGAAUGGACAGACAUGGGAAGUACAUAUGGGAGGACCAUCGUCCUCGAUCAGGAAUGUGGAAAGGCACAAGUGGUGGAGAGGCUAUUUCCUUCAGUGGCUGUGAUGAUGAUCAAACCUCUGCUGAUACAUCGGCUUUAUCAAGAAUUACAUCAACAGGUGCCAUGACUUAUUCUUUCAUCCAAGCCAUCGAGCGUGGACAUGGAAAUACAUAUGGGAACAUUCUAAACGCGAUGAGGUCUACAAUUCGAAACACAGACAGUCAGAUUGAUGGCGGUGUUGUGACAUCUCUAAUCACCAUGCUUUUGACAGGAGGGAGUGUAAGUAGUGGAUUGAGACAGGAACCUCAGUUGAGUGCUAAUGAACCAUUCGAUGUGUAUACCAAGCCCUUCUCCUUAUAAGUAGUGAAACAGUAUAUUUGUGGUGAAGCUCUCGAUUUGAUUCAAGCAGGUGACUCCAGAUGUGUACAGUUUAUGGAGAAAACUCAAUUCUAUUAGGUGUUUGUCUAAUAUUCUGUGCUUGUCCUUUUUUCUCUAUUUUGGGAAUAAGUGAUUGUUAUGGUCUGCUAGACAAAUUAUAUACAUGGUUCAAUUCUUAUUUUUGGUAUUAAACAGU